Molecule: messenger RNA, 814 nt
Organism: Vespa mandarinia (Asian giant hornet)
Lineage: Eukaryota; Metazoa; Arthropoda; Insecta; Hymenoptera; Vespidae
Product: small ribosomal subunit protein uS12
Biological process (GO): translation
Cellular component (GO): ribosome; small ribosomal subunit
Molecular function (GO): structural constituent of ribosome
Source: RefSeq, a predicted model, not a curated record
AAUCAGCUUUAUGAUUGGCCGAAUUCCUAAUAUUCCAACGAACCAAACGACAAAAACCCUAGUUUCCGUUUAGUUGGACGGUUGCUCUCUUUCGAUCAUAUUGCGCAGGUAUCAAGAUGGGUAAACCUCGAGGUCUUCGUACAGCUCGUAAACACGUAAUUCAUAGAAGGGACCAACGUUGGAAUGAUAAAGAUUACAAAAAAGCACAUUUAGGAACAAGGUGGAAGGCUAAUCCCUUUGGAGGUGCCUCACAUGCUAAAGGCAUUGUUUUGGAAAAAGUUGGAGUCGAAGCCAAACAACCCAAUUCUGCUAUUCGCAAGUGCGUAAGAGUGCAGCUUAUUAAAAAUGGCAAGAAGAUCACAGCUUUUGUACCUAGAGACGGCUGUCUAAACAACAUUGAAGAAAAUGACGAAGUUCUAGUAGCUGGAUUCGGACGUAAAGGUCAUGCUGUUGGUGACAUUCCUGGUGUUCGUUUUAAAGUAGUAAAAGUUGCAAAUGUUUCUCUACUUGCUCUUUAUAAAGAAAAGAAGGAACGUCCCAGAUCAUAAAUCCUUGGUUACAAACUUUUAAAAAUUUGUAAUUAACAAUAUAAAAUGGAAUUAAUUUAAUUAUACAAGUUUAAAAGAUAAAAGAAUUGUUUUGUUAUCAUUGCCUUUAUUUUAUUCAUCAUCAGUUUUGCAUUUAUUCAAUAUAUGGAAGUAAACAAUAAAAUUACAUACAAUGAUUUAUUCUUUGUGGACGAAUCAUAAAUAAAUUGAUAGUUCGUGUCCUAAUGGGCAUACAAAGAGUAAACAAUAAACGCAUUAUAUAUAAA